Molecule: messenger RNA, 10409 nt
Organism: Schistocerca cancellata (South American locust)
Lineage: Eukaryota; Metazoa; Arthropoda; Insecta; Orthoptera; Acrididae
Exons: 13
Coding region: 514-2712 (732 amino acids)
Biological process (GO): protein histidyl modification to diphthamide
Molecular function (GO): diphthine-ammonia ligase activity
Source: RefSeq, a predicted model, not a curated record
AAGACGCAGUGAGCAAGGUUUGGUGAGCGUAGCGGAUGACGCACAGUCUGUUUACUGCCCGGGAGCGUAUAGAAAAAAGCUUAGGGAAACUUUUCAUUCGGAAAGAAAGCAACAUGCUACUUGUCAGCGUUACCUAAGUACAUAAACAGGGUCGCACAUCAGGCGUACCAGGCUUCAAUAAUAAUUCUUGUGGUGGAAGUAAAUAAUAUCCUAAAUUAGGUACUACGUGAGAAAUCGACUGUAGUAUGCCAUUUCGCACCACUGUAUUGUGAAAAUUGUACUGUUGCUUUUUGCACGGCAUCUGUUUUUAGUUUUUAUCCGUGACUUGACACUUAACCGGCGAUGAUAAGGAAGCCCUCUAUUUUUAGUCAUGUGGUGUAAAGACUUUGCUCUAGUGUCUACAGCUCCUUGUGCCUUGCGUCGUAAACAAACAUCUUUUGGUGACAUUAGUUCUUGAUUAGAGGUGAUCUCAGUGUUUCCUACAUUAUAUCGUACCACCUUCGUCGCACAAAGAUGAAGGUCGUCGCUCUAAUAAGUGGCGGAAAGGACAGUUGCUAUAACAUGCUACAAUGUGUGGCCGCAGGACAUGAAGUUGUGGCCCUUGCGAAUCUUUAUCCAGAAAACAAAGAGGAGCUGGACAGCUACAUGUACCAGUGUGUGGGCCACCAGGGGGUGGAGCUGUUCGCGGAGGCAGUCGGCCUGCCUCUCUUCCGAAGAGCUAUCAGCGGUGUCGCCGUCAACUGCGGUCCACAGUACACACCCACACCCAGUGACGAAGUGGAAGAUCUUCAUGAACUUCUGGCUUUAGUCAAGGAGGAAAUGAAUGUAGAGGCGGUGGCUGUUGGGGCUAUACUGUCGGACUACCAAAGGAUACGUGUGGAGAAUGUGUGCUCGCGCCUGGGUCUGGUGGCCCUGGCUUACCUGUGGCGGCGCGACCAGGAGGAGUUGCUGCAGGAGAUGAUCGACUGCGCCGUGGAGGCCGUGGUGAUCAAGGUGGCUGCACUGGGGCUGCACCCCUCCGUGCACCUCGGUCUCACGCUCACCGACCUCCAGCCCAACUUCCUCAGAAUGAAGGAGAAGUACGGGCUGAAUGUUUGUGGUGAAGGUGGAGAGUAUGAGAGCUUUACAUUGGACUGUCCCCUGUUCACCAAGACCAUUGUCAUAGAUGAAGCAGAAACCAUCAUCCACUCAGAUGAUGCUAUAGCACCUGUGGGAUACCUUGUUUUCAAGAAGUUGCAUCUCGUUGAAAAGGAGAAUGCGCACUUCACAAUGGCGGAACGUAUUGCCGGAUUGCCUGUUAAGACGUGGCAAGAUCUGACAGCAGACAUUGACGAAGAAGCCGAGGACAGUCCACCGACUCCGCCUAAAGGCCGUGAUGCAGACACCGGCUAUGGGCCAGAUGAUGACUACAAUGAUGACUGUGAGUUUACAGAGACACAGGAAAAAAUUCCACUUGACGACAGUGAUGCAGAUAGCAGCUACAGUGAGGGGAUUGACGAAUCUACGCAGACCUACCUGCCACUGUCUGCAACUGAUGAGGCAGGGUGGACUUGGGUGGCAGGUGUGGAGGGCCACGGGAAGAACACUUCUGCAGCCAUGAGGGAUGCCCUCGAUCAGCUCCAGAGUCUGGUGCCACUUAGUGACGUCGUGUCGGUGACCCUGUACCUGCGCGACAUGUCGCAGUACCCGGCUGCUAACGGAGAGUACGCCAUCGCUUUCCCCGGGCCGGACCCCCCGGCGCGGGUGUGCGUGCAGUGCCCCCUGCGGGAGGGGGCGCCAGUGUCACUGGAGGCCACGGCGCACCGCGCGGGGGGCCCAGGAGAGGACGGCUGCGUGGACCCUGGUGCGGGGGAUGGCAAGUGCUGGCUGGGGCGGCGGCAGCUGCACGUGCAGGGUGUCUCGCACUGGGCGCCCGCCAACAUCGGGCCCUACAGCCAGGCCGUGCGGGUUGGUGAUAUUAUGUACAUGGCAGGCCAGAUUGGCCUGGUGCCAGGAACGAUGCAGCUCAUAGAGGGCGGCAUCAAGCGGCAGUGCCGGCUGGCACUCCGGCACAUCGAGAGGGUAGCCCGCGCCGUCGACUCCACGACGCAGCUGCGCGAUGUCGUCCAGGCCAUAUGUUACGUAACACGUGGUACUCACAUAUGGGAGGCACGGCUCGAGUGGGAACGUCACACUACCAAUGCCAUUGCCGACUACGUCGUGGUGCCCCAGUUACCGAGGGGUGCACUGGUUGAGUGGUCAGUUUGGUUGCACCGCCACAACAACAGAUUUGAAUAUGAGGAAACAGGGUGUCUGAUUGGUCCAUUCCAAGUGUCUAUAUGCCGCCGGUGGAAUUACGAGAACAAAGUGUCGGCUAUUGUCUCUCGUAUAUCGGUCGGUGCGUCAUACCUUUCCGGAAGCAGAGAAUCGGAAGACUGCCCCGACAGCCUACCCCCUUCGCCCCGCCCCAUGACUCGGGACGAGCUGGACGAGGCGAUGUCUUACACGCUGUCUCGCCUGCUGAGGGAUUCGCCCGCGGCGGCGCCCGUCUGCCACCUACGCCUGGCUUACUGCCCUUCCUCGGAGCACGCGCCGCAACCCCCGGAGCUGCGUGCGGCGGCGGCACGGGCGGCGGAGGUGAACGGCACCACGGUAGUUGCCAGCCUGCUUCCUGUCAGGGGGCUCAUGACCAAGUGGACCUUCCUCUCUGUGUGUGGUGUCAGGCACCACUGAGGGCUACUACUGUUCCAGCAGAGUACUGAAUGCCACGUUUAUUACUGCAGGUGGGCAUUGGAUCUGAUUACAGUUGAUGUGGUGGACUGGUAACCAAACUGGCUAUUGUCUCUCUGAGUAAUCAGCUACAUCAACACAUCUCAUGGUUUUUGUGUCUCACUUUUCUGGUAUGUGGGAUAUGAGUUUCUUUUGCUGUCUACACCCCUUUUUUUUGUUUUUACACGUUGGAGGUAGUUCAGGGGGAUACAAGUUCAUCCCCUCUCUGUCUCACCUCCCUCAAGAUAGAGGAGUGUGGCUAGAGGAAGAAUUAAGUUCCAGCCUCCUCAUGCAAUUCUGUCAAGAAAAAUAGGACCUGCAUUUUAUGUUUUGUAGUGAACAGUUAUUGGGUUAAAACUGAAGUUCAUAGUUAGUAAAUAAUUGAUGACUGACUGUUUAUCUGAUGUUAAAAUUUUUACUCCUUGUAGUUGUGGGUAGUUCCCGAGAUGGACCCUGAUGGACCAAGCUUAAUUAUUCUUCCUGGACAAAAUAUUUUUAACAUACCACAACAAAUUAAAACAGUGUUUGACAAUGGUAUUUGGUAGUUAUUACAUCGCAGUAUCUAUUUUUUAAUUCUUUAAAUUAGCAGACAUGCUAUGUGGCUUAAGUAUUCUUCUUCCUGCCGUACAUAAAGUGAGAAUUGUAGGGGAAUAAAGUGGAAAACAUGUGCAUAGGUGGUAUAUGUAUCAAAACAAAGUCUUUUGCAGCAACAUCCAUAUCUACAGGGGCUGUUCAAAAAUUAACCUCCUAUUGGCUGCUUUAAAAAGGUAAAUAUUUGUUAUCAGUCAGUACUUACAUGUUGACGUUACUUCUCCACAUAGUCGUCACCCAAAUUCAAACAUUUGUCAUACUCUGACCCAGCUUCUUUAUCCUUUCAUCAAAGAAUGGUGCUGCCUGGUGGUUUGGCCAGUUCUUGGCAGCUUCCUUGAGAUCAUCAUCUUUCAUGCAGUGCUAAGCAGCCAGCCGGGCCUUCAUCUUGGGGAUGAAGGAAUGCUGAGGCCAAAUCCAUUCUUUUGGCUUUAUGAGUAUCAAUUAGACAUUUUGGUGCCCACGGUGGACAAAACUUAUGGCCUCUCAGUGAAACUGAGCCAUAUCUUCAGAAAAUUUGGAAAUUUGAAGAGAUAUCUCUUGCACACAAUUUCAUCAGUAUGUUGCUAGACAUUGUCACAUCCAAAUGUCUUCUUUGGCCACUUUUAUCGUGCAAAUCUGUAUGACCAGCUUUGAAUUUUCUGCACUACCCCCUCACAAUGCCGUCAACUAUAACUCCAACCCCACACGCAACACAAUCAAUGGUGAACAAUGGCCAUUUCAGAUGGUUGCUGCUUACACACUGAAGAUUGCAGCAGAGAGCUAACUGAUGCAAUGUGACCUUCAGAGUCUCCUUUUCCACAUGUGCCAUGAAGCUACAGUCAAUUGUUUAUUUUUAAUAGACAGUCUGAGGUUAACUUAUGAAUAGCCCUCAUAAAAUAUUCUUGCAUCAUAAAAUUUUGGUAAAAGUUGCAGUUUUUUGUUGCCCCGUGUACAUCAGUCAGUGACAAGCAGACUAUCAAUGAUAGUAAUGAGACCAUAGUAGCUAUCGUCCCUCAGUUACCUGUGAAAGCAUUUGAAAGCUCAAGCACUUCCUCAUAUAUUUGAUGUGUCGAGAAUAGAGAGUACGUAUGAUGCCAAGAUAGUAUGCAGAUGAGCUGGCCAACAUUUGCUGUGUGUAGUGCUUUACCUGUAGAGAACAGUUGGAGGGGGGGGGGGGGGUACUGAAACUGAGUGGGAAGUCAAGCUGAAAUGGAUCUUCAGCAAGGCAAUUAAUUUGUCUCAGUUGUGAUAGACACCUGGGUUUGCUUCCCGUUGCAUAUUCACAAAUUGCUGUCAAAGACUGAAUUUGUGCAUAUUUGAUAGUUAAUUAAGACAUGUGAUUGUUUUGUGGUGUACAAUGUAAGGCAGCUCCUAUCAAUGCGUACACUUAUUUCUCUCAACAUUCUGUAGCAUUUAAGAUAUUCAGUUUUGAGGCAAUGUGUUUCUAUUUACAUUGAGCAAUAUAUCCUCUUUAUGUUUUAUGACUAGCUUGUGUUCUGUUCCUGGCAUCAGUGAAUAUGACCGUUUACUUGUAAUUGUGUUCAUUGGCAGUACUUGGUAUAUCAGCCAGUGAUAAUAUACAUUGGCCAGCUAGUCCAUCUCCUUGUAAUUUUACCUUCUCAUUUUCCUUCAAAAUAUAAAUAAUGCUCCUCUCCUUUCAUUUUGACUGGUGUCCAUUCCAUGCAUCCACACACCUUCAGCAAUAAACUAUUUGGCUAGCUGCCUUCCUUCCAGAUCAAGGCACAAGUAUAUUUCUAUGUAAACUAUACCAGGUCAACUGAUGUGAGAAGUUAUGUUUUGUAUUUAGUGUACCUUCAUUUUGGACCAUUUUGGCUGACUUGAUUUUUAUUGAUUGAAUUGCUUGUUAUACUGAAAUAUCCCAACAAAAUAAAACAUUGAAACCCCUUAGCAAUGUAUUUUCUGAUUACAGUGGCAGAAUGUAGGUCUGAUUGGUGCCACAAUGUAAUCAAACACAAGUCUGAUGUCCAUUGCUUAUAACUUUGGGUCUAUGUUUAUGAUGGCUCAGAGGGCUAUGUAUGUAAUGAACACCUUGGCACAUUAAACAAAAUUAAUUGCAAGAAGCAGAAUAUAAAGUGGCACAUUGGCUCAUCACCUGUGAUUUUCAUUUUUGCUGUUUUCCUUAUUUACAGCAAUUGUUAAUGUAUCAAAUUGCUCUCUCACUGCCAUCUAAGAACUGGCACAAAUCUGAACUAAGUUGUUGUUCAGAACUGUUGCAUAUCAUUAAAUUAUUUAUUUUAAUGUUCUAUGGUAAAGCUUUACGUGUAAACUAUUUAUAUUUAUAAUAAAGUACGGAUUUCUGCUCAAUAUUAAUGGAAGAACAUGUCUUUUGUGAAACAUCUGUGUUAAUAUAAAGAGGCAAAUAUAUUGGUAAUUGCUUGUUCAGAACUGUUGCAUAUCAUUAAAUUAUUUAUUUUAAUGUUCUGUGAUAAAGCUUUACAUGUAAGCUAUUCAUAUUUGUGGUAAAGUGCAAAUUUCUGCUCAAAUUAAUGGAAGAAUUUGUCUUUCAUGAAACAUCUGUGUUAAUUACAAAGAGCCAAAUAUAUUAACUGCUAACAGUGCUUCAAAUCAAAAAGCAAGUUUUAUGCCUACAGACUGUGUUGUAUUUUUCCAGUGUCUGUAAAAGAUAUAAAUUUUAAACAGAAUAAUUCACUGCACUGAGACAAAACUUUUGAAUAAAAAAUAUGAGGCAAGAUGAAAGUAGAUGGAUAGUCAGUGUACUGCAGAGUGCAAAGAGUAAUGUACAUCACACAGUUGUCUUUGGCUGUAUCUUGGGAAUAUGUUUUGUAAACCACAGAAACAAUUUUUAACACACUAAGUAAUGCUGUCAUCUGUAAAAUGAAGAAUUUCAGCAUGAAGAUGGUCUCCAGCAGACCUUCUUUUAAGCAGAAGCAGAGGUAACCAAUGAUCUGUUACCAUUAUGUGUUGCUGCAGGCGAGUUGCUUAUUAAGCUGCAUCCCAUUUGCAUUUACAAUGUUCCAAGUGAACUAAGGCCUAAGAAAAGUUAUUACUAGAUGGAAGAGUGACAGCAAGGUGCUGCCUUUUUUAGAAGCCAUUUUUCUAUUUUUUAAUAGAGUGAAGAGUUAAGAUUUUGUAUAUGACCGGGACUCCACAGUAUAGUUCUGACUUGGCACAUAUUUGUGACUUGCUACUAAUAUUAAAUUAUUGCUGCUGUCAGAAAGGACACCUCUUGCUUUCUCUUUAGAGUUGAGACUUGGGACAGCAGAAUAUUUGCAGUCUCACACUUUUUGUUGUGCGUGCACAUUUGUCAUAACUGCAGACUGAAUGAUUCCUAGAUGCAAUUUAAUAAAUGAAGGGAAAAUAAAACAGCAACAGUUUCUUUCUUAGCUACACCACAUUGUUACUUGGUGUGUUUACAUUUUUGCCAAUAAAGAGACCAAUUUCUCCUCUAGUGACUGCAUUAAGUGCUGCAGCAUCUGCUGUGGCUAUCUUCUGAACACCUAAAAAGGAAACUUUAUGUACAAAUAAAUUAUAUUGCUGUGAUUUUCAGAUUGUUAAACAUCAUUUGAUGUGAUUUGUCAAAUAUCUUUUUUAUUCACUAUCAGAUCUUUGCCAAUAUUUUCUGUAAAUUGUUAUAAAGUUAUGUGCAGUGAGUGAGAGAGAGAGAGAACAUGAUCAUGACCAGCUGUUUUAACACAAAGACAAAUUGUUGAUUCUCCAGGACAUUAACUUGUAGAUUCACUGGCUGUAUUUUGCACCAAAACAGGAGAGGUGUGAGAGGAACAACAUUGGCAGGACAGUGCCAAGAUGGAGAUAAUAAUAAGUAAUUCAUUGUUACACAUGGCUGACAAUACAUAUUUAUUUUACCUCAACACAGUAUAGUAUUGAUCAACUGGUACCAUGUAACAACUAUUUCACUCCCUUAGCUUUCUUUGUUGUUACAUAUUUUUCCAUUUCUUCUUCAUCUUCUCCCUAUGCUGUCUUUCCUCUUCUUAUUUCCAUGUUGUUAACUAUUUCUUAUUUCUUCUGCCUUGAAAGCCUUCUAAAUGUAUUAGUUUGUUCUUAUAAAUAUUUCUUUCUGUUAUUUCUGAUUCUUUGAUUGAGUUCCUUAAGUUCUUUUUUUUUUAUUUCUGUAAUCCAUACUACUGUAAAUGUAAACACCACUCACACGCUAGGCCUUAGGCCUGUUCCGAUGGCUGCCUAUGAGGCAGUAUGAGGAUCAAUCUACGGUUGUGGGACACGUGAUCGUCAUGUCGCAAAUCACUCGAGCUGUUAUUGCCAGUAGGUGAAUACUGAUAGUGCUGAUGCUUCUUUACUCGAGCAGCUCCUCAUUUGGCCUCACGAGGCUGAGUAGACCCUUUUACGGACCUCAUUUGCUCAGAAAAAUCUGAGGAGGUACCAGGUAUCGAACCAGAGUUUGCCCACACUGAAGACAGCGAUGCGAACUUUUCGGUUACAGAGGCGGUCUCUGUACUGUUGGUCAAUUCCUUUGUCCAGAAAUACAACUAUAUUUGUUUUGUUAGCCUGUUCUCACUUAUUUGGCAAAUAUGUGCAAAGAAGAUUAAUUUUUGCUAUGUCAUUACAUCUGAUUCUGUACAUUUUUGUUGAUCUCCAUGUUACUUCUAAUUUUCCAACCACUUAUAGUUUGCGUGCAUUCAUUGUUUUUCUGCUAAUCAGAAUAAUCUGUCUUUCUGGUAUCUCUGUUCUGCCCAACUUAUAGUUCACCAGUAAGCUUUCAAUGAAUAUAAACUGUGGCACAGUUUUUUUUUUGUAAAAUCAUAUGCUCUUUCCAUUUUACUAACUCUUAUAGAUAUUGCAGAUUUUUUAGUCCUUUCCGAUGUAUGGCUUAACUUUAACUGAUUUAUGUUUCUCUGCGUUUUAAUUGUCAUGAAUUUUUCUUUUUAAGCUGAAAUUCUGAGAUGAGUUCUGUUGGCUCAAUCUUGUGAUUUUUUAGCACAAAAUUCCACAUCUUUACAAUAUUUUCUGAAACACAAUUAAACAGUAAGUGUCUUAAGCCAUCCCGUUGUUUAACAACAGUUUCCAUUUCACAUGGAUGAGAUACUUCCCCCAUAAAUUUCAUUUAAUAUACUGCAUUUGUUACUUUCACAAAUUAUGUUUGCUGGUUUUUGUAACAUGAUGAGGCUGAGUAUCUAAAUGGGCAAGUGUCAGAUUACAAAUGCACAGCUUUGACAUUCAAUUCUUGGUCAUUCCAAGGAUUUUUCUGUCACUUACCACAUCUUUCACCUCUGCGGUUGAUAAUGUAGAGAACACAAAGUUAAAUCAUGGUUCAGAGAUCACAUUAAACUGUAGGUCCCACUGUGACUAGCUAUGUAUGUCAGUUCAAAGGUCGGAGGAUGACUAGAGCCUGCCAACCUUAUCAGGACUGUGACCAGUAAAGCACUGCGGCGGUCAGACCAACCUUCAGUUAGGAUACACCUGUGACGCACACAUAUAAAGCAGCUGAAACCCUACAGUUAAAUAAUGAUAGAAUGUAUUUUUGCUGAGCACACUGCAUCUUCCCUGACCCCCCCCCCCUCCCUCUUGCUGAGCACACUGCAUCUUAAAUAUAUGAUGAGAAGCAGGCUGAAGUACCAGUGAUCACAUUCAACAUUUCAAAUAUGAAAUAAAGAUUUUUAACUGUGUGAAUUGUACCUUUUAAUUAAAUGCAGUCUUCUUGGAAUACACACAUACAAAGAGGAUGCAUAAUUUAUUCUAGGAUGAGACUGAAAAAUGCAGCUUGUGAGACAUGUCACUUGUUUGGAAAAGGUCACCAUUUUAUCUCCAGGUGCUCCCAUCUACGUUCACAGAGCACUUUCUUAACACUUUUGUCCUGAUCAAAUCCAGCAGUGCACCCUCGUAGACUUAUCGUGGGAUGUUUAAGUCAGAGAAUUUCUUUUUGCUUCUGUGUUUUAUUCAGUGCAGUUCAGAGAUUUUUGACUGACUUGUAAUUGUAUUCAUUAAAAUGAAAACAUUUCACAUCAACAGUUUCUUGCUGCAGUUGAUAACAGCAGUAUUCUCUGACAGUUACAUCUAUAUGUUAAUUUGUGCCUCGAAUCAUUCAAUAGUACCAAAGGCUUUUUCUUGUGUCUGAGUUUGUGGAAGAUACUGUCUAAAGCAUUCAGCUGUUUUAUCUUCAUUCGAUUUCGUGAUUGGUUCCAGCAAAGUAAUAACUUUAUCUGUGCAGUAGAUCAGUUGCAAUAUUGUGUGCUCAGCCAUACUAUCUUGUUUUUGCAGUGUCUUUGGCACACAUUACUUCAUGCCAUUAUUAACCAGUGCAUAUGUGAAAGGGGAAAAACUCAGCAUUCAAAUCAUUCGAUACUCUGUAUUGGCUCAUUAAAUUUUCUCAGAAGUCUUUUAGAAGAGAAUAUAAUGUACCUUUCAACAAUUCCCAUUAUGUUUCUGCAGCAUCUGUAAAAUAUUCUGGUAAUAAGCUAACUGAUCACAGGACUAAUAUUAGCAGCAUGCGACUGAAAUCGUAGUAUUGCAUGGUAAAAACUUGAUUUGGGACUGCCUAUGGUACAAUGCUGUGCAUUCAGACUAGUCUGUUCUUAGUGCAGCGACUGUAGGCAUACCCUCACCUGCUCAUAUUGGAGUUGACACGCUCCUUUUCUGUAAGCAUGCAUUGUCUGUCUAACUAAUGAAAUGUUUUUGUUAUUUAUUUUGUACUUAUUGGGUGUGAAGGUGUUGUUAAGUAAUAAUUUGUUAUGACAGGAGUUCUAAUUAGUAGAUGAUAUGUCAGUGCCCAGGUGAUUGACAUUGUCCUAAAUUUGUAUCAACUGUUUUGAAUGUGAGCUUGGAAAAUUCUCACUAACACUUAAUUGUGCAAAAUUUGUGUGGUGCCUUGUAUCUGUCAUUACAACACUUUGUCUUUGAUUAUAAAUAUUUUUCUCUGGUUAAGAUCAGCUAACAUUGCUUAAGCAGGUAGCUAAACUAAGACUUAGCAUGCUGGUCAUGCAGUAGUUGUUAUUGUUUUAAAUUGAUGUUGUGUUAUUGUUGAAUAUAUUGUUGUAAGCCUGUGCAUCUUGUCUACAAAUAAUGGAUCUAUUAUUUUUGUUGAGAUUUUAGAAGUUGUAUGAAACUAUCCUUCGGUUAAUGGAAAUAAAUGUAAUAUC